Penicillium verhagenii is the source of this 1146-nucleotide messenger RNA. Its product is annotated as LSB5 family protein. Gene Ontology annotation, biological process: endocytosis; actin cortical patch localization; actin filament organization. The coding region runs from base 1 to 1146 and encodes 381 amino acids. Gene Ontology annotation, cellular component: actin cortical patch. The record is from RefSeq and is a predicted model, not a curated record. NCBI's taxonomy places the organism in Eukaryota, Fungi, Ascomycota, Eurotiomycetes, Eurotiales, Aspergillaceae. Gene Ontology annotation, molecular function: phosphatidylinositol binding; ubiquitin binding. The transcript has 3 exons.
AUGUUUCAGUCCUCGAAACCAUAUUCGGCCGUGACCGUGCAAAUCGAGGUCCUCACCAGCGAAACAUACGAAGUGGAGGACUCUAGCGGUAUCGUCGAUUUAAUCGAGGUCAUCCGCAUCCAGUCCAGCGGACCAACGGAGGCGAGUCGCGCCCUGCGCAAGAAGCUAAAGUACGGAAAUCUACACCGACAACUCCGGGCGCUCGUGAUCCUUGAUUUUCUCAUCCAGAACGCAGGCGAGCGUUUCCUGCGCGGCUUUGCCGACGAACCCCUUCUCGAGCGACUGCGCAUUGCAGGAACAGACUCCGUUUCCGAUCCACAAGUGAAACAAAAAUGCAAAGUUCUCUUCGGACAAUGGGCUGUCACGUACAAGGAUACGCCUGGAAUGGCUAAGAUUGCUGCGCUAUACAGACAGCUUCCCACGCGAAAGCAGCCCGCCAUGCAGGCCAAGGCAAAGGUGUUGCGGGAAGGGUCGUCAAAUCAGCCGGCUAUGGGCCAUACCGUCUCCGUGUCAGCAGGGAAUGGACCGUCCACGCCUUUGAGUAGUCCGAAGCACAAGAAUAAACCGAAGAAGGACAAGAGGGAGAAGAAACUGUCGAUUAGUGCGGGCAGGAGUUUCAAUCUGGAACGCGAACGACCGGAGAUCUUGCAGACGCUUGCAUCGGCUUCUGUAGCGAGUACGAAUCUGUUAAAUGCGCUCAAGCUUGUUAACCGCGAGACGACACGGGUGAGCGAGGAUGCGGAAUGCAUCAGUCGAUUUGAGAAGUGCAAGAAACUCCGACACCAGAUUUUGCGUUAUAUUCAGCAUAUUGAAAGUGAGGAAUUCUUGGGCGGGUUGAUCCACGCCAAUGAGGAGCUGGUUGAGGCGUUGAUGUCGUUUGAGGUGUUGGACAAGAGCGUCGACUAUGACAGUGACAGUGAUGACGAUGUGCUGGGUGGCAACUGGCGGUCCAAGUCUGAAUUAGAUGACGAGAUUAAUCACAAUUUCAGUGGACUGAGUAUUAACCCUCCUAAGCCGCCUCGUCCAACAGCCUUGGAAGAUUUGGAGAGUGAAAGUGAGGAAUCAGAAGAGGAUGACGAGGACAAUCCCUUUGGCGAUCGUAACGCGAUCAAGACCCCUGGAAUUGAGAAGACUGGCUUCACUUAG